Molecule: messenger RNA, 1422 nt
Organism: Cuscuta campestris
Lineage: Eukaryota; Viridiplantae; Streptophyta; Magnoliopsida; Solanales; Convolvulaceae
Source: the annotation of a GenBank genome assembly
UGAGCAAUGCGCAUGAAUGAAGUCCCCACAUAUCUGAGCCCAACAUAAUCUAUAUUUGCAGUGGUUCUAUUGGUUUACAUGGAAAUAUUUUUUUCUGGAAACGUUUUUAGACUUUCAUAUGUUUGACACAUGAAAAUAGAAAAAACGUUCCAGUGGUGCAGAUUUUUACCUUUAGUAGGGAAAGUCAUUUUCCUGUUUUUGCGGGACAAACUGUAUACAUGGAACAAUGAAAGCACUCAAGAAAGUAUUUUCCAUGGAAACUAUUUAUCCCAAGAAGUUAAUUUCCCUGAAAGAAACAGAACACAGUACUCUGUAUUAAUUACUGUUAUAAAAAAGCAAUUUUACCUACGUGUGUCUUACUUGGCAAGGUACAAUGAGGCAAUCAUAUUGCUCAGGAAACUGCUAGAUAGUUUCAAAAAUGACAUGAGAAGGGGAUAUUGGACUCUGAGACUUUCGAUUGACCUGGAGCAUGUUGCGUGUCCCGAUGAGAGCCUUCAAGUUGCUGAAGAUGGGUUAUUGGAUCCGUGGGUCCGUUCUGGCUCAAAAUUGUCCCUGCAACAGCGGGUUCUGCGGUUGGGUAAGCCCCCACGGCGCUGGAAAACACCAAGCUAUUGUAAAUCUUUAAAAAGGAAAAUUCCUGAGGUCCAUGUUCAAGGCAGGCCACUGAACUGCAAAAUGGGGGUGAAGAGUACAUUUUAUGGUGAAGAUGGUGAACGGUGUGGGGUAGAACAACUUGCUCUCCAAUACUAUGCUGGAGAGGGAGGUAGCUGGCAGGGUGUUCAUACGGAAAGUGGUAUUUGGUUAACCCUUUUUGGGCUUCUGAUGUGGGAUGCUAUAUUUGCCGAUGUUCCAAAUGUAUUUUGUAAUAAGUUUCAGACAGCACCUCUGGAUUUGGAGACUGAUAGCUUCUACGAGGUUAGAAAGAGGGAGAUAGAAACAGUACUAGAAAAGAUUCAGGGUGGGAUGGCAGAAGAGAUACUCAUCACUUCAUGGGAAUUACAUAAAGGGACAUCAUGCAGAGGGGUAAAGUGGGAAAGGCAUUCUCUGUCCCAACUCAGAGCAGCUGUGGCUUGCAUUGGAGGCUCUUGCACCGCAUCAAUAUGCCAAAAUUUGGCCCAAGAUUACCGGAGCUGGUCUAGUGGGAUGCCCGACUUGUUACUGUGGCGCUUCCACGACAACUACAGAGGCGAAGCAAAACUUGUCGAAGUGAAAGGCCCAAGAGACCGACUCUCUGAACAACAGCGUGCUUGGUUGCUCUUUUUGAUGGACUGUGGAUUCAAUGUUGAGGUAUGCAAGGUAACCCACUCUCUUUUAUAGUUCCCUUGCAAUGAAAUUCAUUCAAUAUAUUUUCAAACUAUGAUAUUGUUACACACUACGAUUAUUUGAAUCUUAGAAUUGACAUAUUAAAGUCCAUCAGUAUUU